AUGUCAUUCAUCAAAACUUCUCCAAUAUCAUUAGAUCUAAUUACAGAAGUUUUAGAAUAUUUUAAAAUAUCUAUUUCCACUGAUGAAUUAUUAAAAGCAAAGACACAGGACAUUGAAGACCUAAAGAAGUUCUUUUUAAAUUCAAUCGAAUUCUUUCUUGAAUCCAAAUGGGAAUUGAUUAAAGAUUCAGAUUUUCCACAAGUCAUUAGAGAAUUUCUAUUUGAACACUGUUACAAAUCUUACAGUAGAUUUAGCCCAUUAAUUAUGUUGAAAUAUUCACAAAUUGUUGCACUUUAUUUCUUAUUAACUCAAGAUUUCAACGCCGCUCUUCAAUUCUUACGAACUAAAGAAUCUAGGUACAUUGUGAAAGAUGUAGUCAACUGUAUGCUUAAGAAAAUGGCAAUAGAACCUAAAUAUAAAUCAACCAAAAUCUUAUUCCUUGAAAAUGACGAAGCAAGAGAAUUUUUCAUCACUACAGCUCACGAUAACCUCGAAUUCAAUCCCGAUAUUGGCACAUCAUCAUUUGAAUACAUUGCAACAAUUUAUCCAAAUAAUUCCUGGAUAAACGAAGAAAUACUGAGAGAAAUCUGUUCCUAUCUAAAGGACUGGCAUGCAUACAGUCAUAUCAUUAAUAUUUUCGCUCAAUUACUGUUAAAAACUCCAGAUAAUUCCACAAAAAAUCAAAUUAUUACAAAUUACUUCACAGUUGAGUCAUUACAAGGUUUGUUAGAAGAUCUAUCGAAGAACUCAGACCAGAAUACGCAGAUAACGGUCGUAAACGCCUUCAUGAAAGGAAUUUAUUUGAUAUAUCUUUACACAGAGAACUCCGAUUUAGUUGGCUAUGCUAUAGAACGAAUCCAAUCAUCAUUAGUAUACGCGAGAGUUGCCUGCCAUAUCCUUACUGCUUCGGCAUUUAUACAUCCAGAUUUAAUUAAGGAUUUAUCUGAGCCUGUGAUACAAUACAUGGUUGGAAUCACAUCUAAUCCAUCUGUAUAUACACUAGAGGAGCUAAUUAGCCGCUCAAAGACUUGUACACAGUUCUUUUCUUUGUUGAAUUUUUUGAAUCAGGAAUUUGCAACACAAUACUUCACAGAAGUGUUCUCAGAGAUAAAUGUAUCUGAUGCUGCAACUACCUGCUACCAAUUGAUCAUCGCAGACUUGAUUUUGAAGCAACAUAUUAAAUUUGAUAUUACAAAUUACGUAAUUAAUGAUUUUAGCCAAAUAAUGAACCUUGGAGAUGAUUUUGUUGCUUCUAAUGAGUAUCCGCACUAUAAUAAUCUCGUAUUAUACACAAGAUUAUUAAGUAAGUUCGUAAUCAACGAUUCGAACCAAGAAUUGACCAUUUCAUCCAAUAUUAUACAGAUACAUAUCAAUAUUUUGUCUUCUCUUGAAAAAGAUUUUCCAUCAAAAGUAAAUAGGAUCGUUAGCAAGUUCAUUUUGCAGAAAUUGCUUCAGUUCGAUGCAAUUUCACAGAUUCUGAACCAAAAUGAAGAGUUAAUUAACUGGUCCGUCACGAAAUUGGACUUGGAUUUCACAAGAAUAGCUUCCACGAUAGCUAUUGCCUACAAAUCGCCUGAGAUCAUUAAUAACAUCCUUGAAGCGUAUUUUGAUAUGCUCAAUGACCCCGAAAAUACCGAUAAAGACAAAAUUUGUUUGAAUAUGUGCGAAUUUCUUACAAAUAUGUCCGAUUACAACUUCGGGGACCAAUUAGAAGCAAUCGUACAGAUGGUAAACAUCGUCAGACAGAACAUUGUCGGCUAUGUUCAAACAGAUACGACAGGAUUGAUGUUUGGCGAAUAUAUAAAGCUCCUAAAAAUUGUUUUAGGAGGUCCUUCAUUCGAUGAGAACCGAAUCCAGUCAUUUAUCGAAGAGACAAAUAAUUUCAUCGAAUCUGGAUUGCACUGGAGCGUCGAAACAGUGGAUGGAUACUUCCAAAACUUGAAUAUGCUGAAUAAUUAUUUCUUAAAAUCUAAGAAUAUUAAUUCAGAAAGCGCAGAAUUCGUAAUUAAACUUAUUAAAUUCGGAUUCGCACAAUUAGUGUAUUCCUUCCAGGAAAUAUUCGCUCCUUCGCACUCCAAGGAUUAUAGUUCUAGGUAUAUAAGGAACGCAGUAAGGAAUUUGAGGCUUUCUUUGUUAUAUUAUAUCAAAUUAAACAAAGAUAUACCUCAAAUGCCAAGAUUAGAGGUAGAAUUCAUAGGAGAGAUGAUUGUUUGGGGUAAUAGUAUCCUCGAAAACUAUAAUUUGAACCUAAAAACAACAAAACAUUUUACAAAAUUUGUUGCAACGUUAACUAGCUUCAAUAAUGAAGAAUACAUGAAUCUGUUUGUAUCAAAGGUGUUCGAUUUCGCGAUACAUAACAAUUUCGAUCCAAAUGCAGGUAGAUGUAUCUAUUUCUUGAACCAAAUCGUUCCUUAUAUAUUUACAAACGAUAAUUCUCCUUUCAAAUUGAAUCCUUCGAAGUUUCUCGACGCCCUGUCUGAAGAAGAAGGUCCAAGAAUCGCAUUUGGCGAACAAGCCCUGAUUUACUUAAUUGAGAACUUGAAGAAUGCGCUAAACAUUACUGAUCCUGCAGUGCAAAAGAUGGAAAUUAACAUAAGAGUUCGUAUUGCUCUUAAUAUCGCUUAUAAGAAUAAUAUUUAUCGUAUGUAA
This is a messenger RNA of Trichomonas vaginalis G3, 2649 nucleotides long. RefSeq lists its product as uncharacterized. Bases 1 to 2649 code for a protein of 882 amino acids. The record is from RefSeq and is a predicted model, not a curated record. The transcript has a single exon. NCBI's taxonomy places the organism in Eukaryota, Parabasalia, Trichomonadida, Trichomonadidae.